Messenger RNA from Scleropages formosus (Asian bonytongue), 1485 nucleotides. RefSeq names its product myozenin-3-like. The record is from RefSeq and is a predicted model, not a curated record. Lineage: Eukaryota; Metazoa; Chordata; Actinopteri; Osteoglossiformes; Osteoglossidae. The coding region runs from base 110 to 904 and encodes 264 amino acids. Gene Ontology annotation, molecular function: telethonin binding; actin binding; FATZ binding. The transcript has 6 exons. Gene Ontology annotation, cellular component: Z disc; actin cytoskeleton.
GCGGCAGCUGGGGCGAGGAAACGUAGUCGAGCCGGACGGGAAAACCUGGCCCUUCUGCACACCACCAUCAUUGUGACAGACAGUUCAGGUUUGACUGCGGGACAAGAAGAUGACUGAAGCCUCAUAUGGAGACGUGGCCAUGCGAAGGAGACAGCAAGUGAUGGAGCUGAGCCAGGAGGUGGACGGAGGGCAACUGGACCUGGGGAAGAAGAUCAGUAUCCCACAGGACAUCAUGAUGGAGGAACUGAAGCUCCUGAAAAACAGGGGUUCCCGCAUGUUCCAGGAGAGGCUCAAGAGGGUGGAGAAGUACACCUUGGAAAACAUAGAAAAUGCAUCCAGCCAUGCAGGCCAGAAGGGGGCAGGACAGGACCAGGCUCAGGGCCCACAGGACUCACAGGACCACGAUGGGAUGGAGAGCUUGGACACAGAGAUAUUUGCUGGUCAGCCUGGGAAAAAAGGUCUGGUGUCAGCUUUGAAGAGCACAGUGGCCAAGAAAGGAAGCCCUUCCGUCCUCGCUCCAGGAUACUCAGGGCCACUGAAGGAGAUCCCUCACGAGAAGUUCAACGUCACUGUGAUCCCCAAGUCCUAUUGCUCACCCUGGCGGAAGGAGCCAAGCGCCAGCGAGAAGCUGCUGACCAUCAACGCUCAGCUCCCAGAGCCACCUGAGAAACUAACGCCGGCCAACUACAGGUGCUUCAACAGAGCACCGAUUCCAUUUGGAGGAAGUGCAGGAAGCACACGGGUGCUGCCGCUGCCCGGGUUCGAGCUGGGGCAGGCGCUCACGGAGCCCAGCCUGACCUGGGAGCGCAUUUCGAAGAGACCCAACUUCAACCGAGCUCCCCAGGGAUGGCACGCCGCCAUCCCCGAAGCCAGCGACCUGCGAGGAGCUGCAGAGUCUCUCUGAAUGACGAGGACACGCGUUACCGCUGCUCUGUCUUCGCCACCGAACUGAACGGAAAAGCAACUCGUGCGAAACCUUUACAGUAAAGGCCGAGAUGGGAAAGCGGCAGCACCUCAUCCCAGUUCAGGACCCCGGUGCUUUUGAAAGUUUAACCUUUACGUUAUAUCAGAGCGGCUCGUUUCGUUAGGGAGGUUUUAUAGGUGAUCUCGGAAAGACAUUUAUUAUGCAACACAGCAAAAUUUUUCAAAGUUCUUAGAUAUGUCCAUUUUUGCGUUGAUAAUGAUUUGUUAAAGUUAACCGAUGACAAAAAUCCAGUAAUUCUUCCAGUGUCAGUUUCAGACACGGACUCUUGCAGCCAUUGGAAGAUUCUAGAAGGCACCAGAACAUUCUAGAAAGCAUCAGAUCCUAAAAGGUCCUGGAAUAUUCGGUGCUUGGAGCGUGGUGCCAAAAUUCGCCAAAAUGUGCUAAUUUCAACAGUGCAAAAUAUUUUUUAAAAAACUGACAUAUAGUGCAAACUAACGCCAAAGCUGUGUUUAAUCCAACAAAACUGAAUGGAAAAUGGAAAAAAAAAAAAAAAAAAAAAA